AGUGGUGAUGCAAGAAGUUUCUAGGAAAGCAAUAUCAGAGCUCGACAAGAUGGCUUGUGCAGCAGACAGCUGCAUCCAAUUCACGCGUCACGCCAGCGACGUGCUGCUGAACCUCAAUCGGCUACGGAGCCGGGACAUCCUCACAGAUGUCACCAUCCUGGUCAACAGACAGCAGUUCCGCGCUCACAAGACUGUCCUCAUGGCCUGCAGUGGGUUGUUCUACACUAUAUUUACGGACUCCCUGAAGUGUAAUCUGAAUGCCAUCAGUCUGGACCCCAAGGUGGACCCAGAGGGGUUUGCCAUCCUGCUGGAGUUCAUGUACACCUCUAGACUGACGCUGAAGGAGAGUCUGAUCAUGGCGAUCAUGAACACAGCCAUCUACCUACAGAUGGAUCACGUUGUAGACACCUGCCACAGAUUCAUCAAAUCCAGUGACCCUGGCCAGGCCAACAAGCUGCCCAGGGAUGAGUUCUUGGUCGGACCCUUACUUUUACCUCAGGGUGUCCAUGCAUACCGGCCCCACGAUGUGGUCGACAACCUGCCCGGCCGCGUCGGCCCCUUCAGAGACGGGAGGCCCUACGGCUCCAGCAUGUUCAACGGGGUCAAUUCCCCCAGCAACUACCACCUCUACGGUCAGUUCCCAAUCCAGGGGUUCCCUUUCCCUCUCUGCAAGCUGACAGACGCCAAAAAUAACUUCGCUGACUUCUCUAAAGGCGGGAUCCAUCACAAGCACUGUUCCCCCCCGGACAUGGGCAGCGCCAUGAGGGUUGAUUACAGCCGAGCGGUGAGCGGGGGCUCGGCCAGCAUCCACCAUACAGCCAGCUACGCCUCCUCCAGGGAGGAGGAGAUGAGGAAGGAGAGCCAUGACGGAGGGGUCAGCCAGGCUGGUGGGGUGGGAGGCUCCAGGAAGAGAGGGUUCGCCGCGGCGGCCCACGAGCAGCAGAAGGUGGUUCUGGGUAAGGAGCACGGUCCUCAGACGACAGAGGAAGACACGAGCCAGCAGCACUACCCUCUGGGGAUCUCCUCAACCGGACGGAAGGGCCUGGAAGGGCCUCAGAGCCCGCUCAAAUCUGACUGCCAGCCAAACUCCCCCACCGAGUCCAGCAGCAGUAAGAACGCAGGCCUCUCCCUCUCCCAGGCCGGCCGGUGUGGUGCCCUGCCCCUACAGGGCAGCCAGGAUCCCAAGGCACGCAACUGGAAGAAAUACAAGUUUAUCGUGCUCAAUCAGAGAGCCACCAAGGAGGAGGCUGUUGGGCUGCAGGAGGUGGUGGUCCCCUCCCCCCAGCGCCUGGGUCUGCCCCCCUACCGCCACCCCUCAGACUCAGAGCACCUGGACAUGCAGGCCAACACCAAGACCAGUGAGCACGGAGAGGACCUGCCGGUUCCACAGGCCUCCCGACUCCACAACAUCAACAGAGCUCUGGAGGGAUCACAGAGGAGCGCCGACAGCCACUCCUCUCUCUACAUCAGCCACUUAAAGUGCACUUCCUGUGGUGCCCCGCCCCCGCAGCACUCUGAAGUGUGUCCCAACACCCCGGCUUCCUGUUUGGCGGAGGACAUGAUGUCAGAGUUACACUCGGAGUACUCCGACUCCAGCUGUGAAAAUGGUACGUUCUUUUGUAACGAAUGUGACUCCAAGUUUGCGGAAGACGAAACCCUGAAGCGCCACGUGCUGCAGGCCCACAGUGACAAGCCAUACAAGUGCGACCGUUGCCAGGCUGCUUUUCGCUACAAAGGAAACCUCGCCAGCCACAAGACUGUCCAUACAGGAGAGAAGCCGUAUCGUUGCAACAUCUGUGGUGCUCAGUUCAACAGACCAGCUAACCUCAAGACCCACACUCGUAUCCACUCAGGAGAAAAGCCAUACAAAUGUGAGACGUGCGGAGCUCGAUUCGUGCAGGUCGCCCAUCUCCGUGCCCAUGUGUUGAUCCACACCGGGGAGAAGCCAUACCCGUGUGAGAUCUGCGGAACGCGCUUCCGUCACCUGCAGACGCUGAAGAGUCACCUGCGUAUACACACAGGAGAAAAGCCCUAUCAUUGUGAGAAAUGCAACUUACACUUUCGCCACAAGAGUCAGCUUCGAUUGCACCUCAGACAGAAACACGGAGCGAUUACCAACACCAAGAUCCAGUACCGCACGUCUCCCACAGAGCUGCCAACAGACCCGACCAAGGUGUGCUGAACUCGAGCAGGCAGAUAGUCGAACAGACGGGCCAAUCUUGACCACGGCAUUCAAUGACCCCCCCCCCCCCUCCCACCACCAACGCGUACAAUCAUCCCAAAAUUGUAGUGCCACACUGUGUCGAUCAGGUGAUGGUUCAGUAACAUGGCAAUGUGCCAUUCGAAACGGGUCUCUUCUGAGAUGUGAACGUAGUACCAUCUCUGGUAUCUUAGUCAGUUUUAUUGUUUCUAUAUAAAAACGUACAGAUAUAAUUGUGCUGGGAGUGUGUUUUUUUAAUAUAAGCUUUGAAGGGUCUAUAAAAAGCUUUAUUUUGUUGAGAGAGAGAAAGGAUGGAGUGUUACAUAUAUCCAGUUAGAGGAUACAGUAUUUUAUAUUAAAUCACUUUUCUGAAAAGUAUUGACAUUUUCGAUUGGAUGGGUGGUAGUAUAUUUUUAAGGUAAAUGGUAUUUCUGGCUGUAAUAAAGAUUGACGAUAUUUCUAUACAUUUUUCUAAUUUAGAUGUACAUGGUAGUCCAUGUAUAUUUGCCCCUUUUCAUGUCUAAACAACAACAAACAAAAACAAUUCUGAACUCAAGAAGGACUGGUGAUCUAAGUGGACAGAUUGACGCAUAACGACAUAGUUACCACUGUUACCAAUAGUUACCAAUCAAUGAAGUGGGAAGUAUUGUGACAGACUGUGUAAUAAAUUUGAACUAUAUCCACUGGGUUGACCUCUGCUGGCAGAGUCAAUCUAGAAUUAAAAUGUUAAAACAUGCAUUUCGAGGUACUGCUUUGAGUAUGGACCAAGAAGAUAUUUUUUGCUUCAAAAUGUAUUUGUAUAGAUCUGAUGUGUGUUGUUUUUUUGUUUAAGUGAACGUUCCCAGUUGUCAUUGUACUCGAAACUACAGUAAAAGGGUGUAUCAGAUGUUGUUUGUACAUACACUGUGUACUGAAGGUGCCUUCUCUAUGGUGACUGAAUUCAUUUCUAUUCAGCCCAGUCCUGUUUAUGAACAGGUUCAACUCAAGGACAGCACUAGUCCUAGUUUUUAUUUUGUGUGUGUUUAAAAAAAUAAAAUAAAAAGAUUUAAAAAAAAAUAAAUAAACUACUUUUCACCUUCUGACAUAAAUUCAUUACUCGCUGUAAAUCUUCAGGAUUUGUUUUGGGAUUGGGCUUUUUUUUUUUUUUUAAGUUUUAAAACUGCAUUCAACUUGUUGUACAGUUAUAGAUGUAUGCAUGUAAAAUAAAGGUAUUGCAUUUCUAUGUA
Oncorhynchus masou masou (cherry salmon) is the source of this 3426-nucleotide messenger RNA. RefSeq names its product B-cell lymphoma 6 protein homolog. Gene Ontology annotation, cellular component: nucleus. The transcript is spliced from 9 exons. Gene Ontology annotation, biological process: regulation of transcription by RNA polymerase II. The record is from RefSeq and is a predicted model, not a curated record. NCBI's taxonomy places the organism in Eukaryota, Metazoa, Chordata, Actinopteri, Salmoniformes, Salmonidae. Bases 8 to 2182 code for a protein of 724 amino acids. Gene Ontology annotation, molecular function: DNA-binding transcription factor activity, RNA polymerase II-specific; protein binding.